GCGUUCAUUUACUCCUCCUCCUCCUCCUCCCGGGUUUCUUUCCCUCGAGCCCCGCCUCGGGCCAGCAGCGGCACACCUGGAGCGCGGAGCGGCAGCAGGUAAAGGUGAGGAGGACGUCGGUGUCAAUUACGGCGCGUGAGGAAGACGCAGACAGGGCGGAGGAGGUGGCGGUCGUGGUUGGAGGCUCCCCGACUCUGAAAAAUUGAGACACGAAAACCUCCCCGUGGAGAUAAAGAGGCAGCAUGGGUGAGGCACCAGUCAGAGAAGAUGGCACAGUGACCCGAUCAGCAGAGUAUGUGGGCUCAUUUCCUGUGGACGACCGCUGCUUGGAUGACCAGAUAGAGCAACUGCACGCUCAGCUGAAGUGCCUGAAAGCGUGCAGAAGGAGGAGGCCCGUAUCCAUAAAAUUCUCCAUCAAAGGUGUGAAAAUGUAUGAUGAGGACGAAACGACGCUCCUGAUGGCUCAUGCUCUGCGUCGAGUCUCCCUGUCCACCGCCCGGCCCGUCGAUGCCCAGUUUGCCUUCGUCUCCCACAACCCGGGCAGCUCUGACGCACAACUGUACUGCCAUGUCUUUCAAGCUCGGCACGCCAGAGCGGCACAGUUCCUGAACCUGCUGCUUUGCCGCUGUUUCCAGCUGUCGUACAUAGAGAAGCACCCAGAGGAGGCCCAGGAAGUGUCUGCUGGUGCGCUGCCUCGUCGCAGCCCCUCCCUGCUCAACCACGGCUUCCCUCUCAGUGUCAGCGCCCUGGUGUCCUUCAGACGAGCCCCUUUUCAAGGGUUUUUGCCGGGGACUAAGAAGAAGAGUCAAAAGUCUCCUGACGACCCGCACAGCAGCCAAGAUGAGGUCUUCCCCACCUCCUCCCCCUCCCUGGUGCGCAAGAAAGCCAUCCGCACUAAAGCCCUGCGCUCUGGGGCUUACCGCUCCUUCACGUUCACGCCGCUCAAACAGCGAGGCGUUCAGGAGCGACUCAGUGCGUCACAAGCAGGAAAGGAUCAAGACAAGACACCAGCGAGGAGAUCCCGUGCUCCAAGCUUGGCCGAAACCGAAGAAGCACUGGCUCAAGCGGUGUGGUGCUGGGCCGGUAUCGCAACUGACAGCAGCUAUUCCCUGCUGGCAGACGAUGUUCUGGGAUCGUACCUCCUGUGCCCACAUCCUAAAAAAAACAAAUGUGGCUCCCUCAUCAUUCGCUUCCCCUCCGGUCUGAUCACCCACCUCAUAGAAAACACUUGGAAAGGGAAAUUCCUGCUGGAGAAAUGCAAGACUGAGUUCAGUUCCAUUGCAGAACUGAUCGAGCACUUCACAGAGGUCCGGGACGAGCUGCCGUGUCUGCUGAGCUGUGCCCGGGUGAACCACUGCUACGAGUGGGAGGAGAACAUCAGCAAACAGCAGGCUGUAAAGCCUCGCAAGAGCCUGACCAAAGCCAAAGUGAAAAGUACCCACAGGAAGGAAUGGGUUUAAACCCCCGGACACCGGCACGUGUGGACUGCCAGCCUUCUAAACAAGUGACACCUUUUGGUUUAUUUCUUUUGCACAAAUAUAAUCUCUUACUUUUAUAUGACAUUUGGUGUUUUGGGAAUGUUUCACAAACUGUAUAACACAAUGCACCUAUGAACAGUGUUGGCACUUAAUAGUCUAUGAGUCAUUUCAUCAAAGGGUACUUAUAUGUCAAAGGUUUGAUAUUUUGUGUUUGCUGCUUUUAUGUUUUUCAAUAUAUUUUUCUAAAAAUAUUUUUAUUUGUGUCUAUAAGGCAUCAGUCAGUUUAUUAGUGUUUUUAAGAUGUGAAAUUAACAACCUGAAACUGGAAUUGAUGGUGCAGAUUGUUGCACCUGGCAAAGCCAAGAUGUUGCACAAAUAUUUUGUUUCAUUGCAUUUUAAUCUUUCCUAAAUGUUACUCUUUGUGUGUUUAUAUGUAAGCAGUAACGGUAUACAUGAUGAUGAUGUGUCCUGGUAUAAGAAAAUAUGACCGUGACACUAAAUAUUUUCUAUAUCUUGACACCUCGGUGUGUUAGUGCGCUUAUAUCCUCAACGUUUGUGUGCUGUCAGACUAACUCACUUGCGUUUGUUUUAGUGGUCAUUUUAACAGGUAGUGUUUUGUGCAGUUUAAUAUAUACCUUGCACACGGAUUGUGGCAGUGGUAUGGAGUAUUAGGUCUGCCUUGGGGUUUUGGUUAUUAUAACGGAGUGUAAUAUUGUUUUCCAGUCCAAAUACCUAAUUUAGGCACUUUGUACCAUCUUUUCCGCGUUAGGCCAACGAACACUUUUCAUGUUGUUCACCCCUGUUUGAGAUUAAAUGACAGGUGUUUUCAACCCACACCCUGGAAAAGUUUUAUUUUCCUUCCUUUAUGACUCUGUGCAAAAACAUCACCUGCAGCUUAGCUACUGAAGUAGCACAGAUAUCACUUUGAUGCUAAUAAUGGAGGUUAGUCUGUACACAGUAUUAAAUCUCAGGGCCGAACUCCACAUGGGGGUGCUUAAUGUGUACCUAGGGUCAGAAGAGAUUGCUACACUGAUAUAUACUCAGGUGCCAGUUUAUUAGGUACACCAAGCUAAAGCUAAUGCAGUCUAAAACUACAGUCUGAUACCUUGGAUAGGAUGGUUGUAAUUCUCAGUUAUUGUUGAAACUAUUACAGCGACCAUUUUGGAGGAUGUAGUCUGUCAUGCUGUUGAACUGUUUUACAUUAUACAGAGGUGUGUUUCUGUUAUUUAACCUACCCCCAUGGUUAUAUAUUGGGUGGACAAAAUAAGAGAAACACCUAUCAUCAUAAUACCAUACAAUUCUACUGCACCACAAAUGUAGCCUCGAAAAUGACCAUA
This is a messenger RNA of Chelmon rostratus (copperband butterflyfish), 2815 nucleotides long. RefSeq names its product SH2 domain containing 5 (gene sh2d5). Gene Ontology annotation, cellular component: postsynaptic density. The record is from RefSeq and is a predicted model, not a curated record. NCBI's taxonomy places the organism in Eukaryota, Metazoa, Chordata, Actinopteri, Chaetodontiformes, Chaetodontidae. The transcript has 11 exons. Bases 243 to 1460 code for a protein of 405 amino acids.